AUGGAUAGGGGUUGCAUACGCACCACAAACGUCGGACUCAAGUGUGAGCACUUUCUUCUGUUCAGACGUGGGAAUUUAAAUGUAUUCUGUGUUCGUCGUUGGAGCGGUCGUAAGACGAUCGCCUCACGUGUGAGAUAUUCGGAGUUCAAGCCUCCUGCACGACAACGGAUAUGCACUGCUGAGUGCCGACCGGGUAGCCUUAACGUUAGUCUGGGUGAGCUAAGAGUUCAGCAACUCCAGACAGGGCUAACCACCCCGUUUGGUUUCAAUGUGCUGGUUACUUUCGACAAUGUGUACUACGAAUCAUCUGGUGCCACCGCACCAGGUCCAACCAGUACACAGGUGAGACUUGUUGGGUUCACUUUUGAGGAAUGCAGCAAAUGCGGCAAAUCGAAAGCUGGCUUGGUGGCCCACCAUCGAGUUCACGACUAUGAUAGAGUUGGUACGAACAAAGUUGCCACAUUGGCCUGUGCUAAUUGUUCCCGCCUUUUUCCGACGAAGAUUGGCCUAAGUCUACUUUGCCGGCACGCACGCCCCACCAAGCAUAAUGCAGAUAAGCUUGGCCGAGUGAAGUAUUCCGGUACCCGCUGGUCCAAACAAGAGUCACAAUCGCUCUUACUCCCGGUUAACAAUUUAAAUCCUUCUUGUGGCACACAAAUGGCACUGUUCGCGAGAUUGGAGCAGUAUUUUCCUGGUCGAUCGGCUAUCAGCAUCAAAAACAGGUUAUGGAUGCUUAACUGGCGAACACUACAGGACGAAUCAUCUGGUGAACCUGAGCAAACUAUCGGUCAGACGACGGCCUACUCAUCAGAAGCCUAUGACUACAGCAUCUGGUCCAGACAAACAGUGGAUUGCACCGUGUCACUCUUGGAACCCCAUGCUGACAGUUCGCUUGCCAGUGUUGACUUUCUGGCAUUUUCCCAAGGGCUGCAGUCUGGCACCAUGACACCGGAGCAAGUCCUGUCGCUCUGGACCUCCCUGUCUCCAGGGCAUUUCCACACACCUGAAAGACUGUAUACCGACGCUGACCUCGGUUACCCAUCGGAUCCCGGUCAACCGAAAGCAGAUCCACCGAGCCACCUGCACCGCCAUCCAGACCGUAUACCACCAAAGAUGGAGCGAUGCAGCGUCUGUUAUGCUCGAUGGGUCAUGGAAUGA
Messenger RNA from Opisthorchis viverrini, 1158 nucleotides. RefSeq lists its product as hypothetical. The coding region runs from base 1 to 1158 and encodes 385 amino acids. The transcript has 3 exons. The record is from RefSeq and is a predicted model, not a curated record. Lineage: Eukaryota; Metazoa; Platyhelminthes; Trematoda; Opisthorchiida; Opisthorchiidae.